CCACCAGUGCCGCUUGUAAGCGUGUUACAGGGCCGGGAGAAAAGGUGGGAGUGCAUGUGGGGGAGUGUGAACUAAAGUAAAUAAGAAGAGGGAGAAAGAGAUGACCUGGCACACGUUGCCGCUGAACUCUGUAAAUACCUGUCAUAGGUCUCUGCACCUCUACAGGACAAAACAGUCAUCUCAAGUAGUUAGAAAAAAUACAAAGAAAAGAUUCCUGAGGGGGCAAGAGUUGUAACAAGACAAUGGUUCAACAGAACACUUCCUCCCCCCCUGAGGCAGGCACUGUUAAUAACAUGAUAAUGAGUAGGAAAAGAAAAAGGAAGAGGCAUUUUCACCAGACAAAUGAUGCCGCCACAGGCCCAGCAACCUUGUCCUCCAGUGCAGUGCCCUCAGCUGUCAUCUCAGAGGCAGCAGUAAAGGAAGGUGAUGGCAAUAGCUCAUCUCAACCCAAGAAAAAGAGAAAGAGAAGGAAUAAGAAAAAGUCUGAGGAAGGCUCAAAGGAAGGAAUCAAGCCAGUUCUCAUUGUGAAGAAGCCUGAGGACUACUCGGCAAACUGGAAGAUGCUGAAAGAGAUCAUAACUAAAGAUGACAAGAAGCCUGGCAACAAAAAGCCCUUCAUCAGACGCAGAAAUAAAGAUAAUAAGACAGGAAGGAAACCCCAAGUGAACGCUUCUGAGGAGUGUCCUGACGACAAACAAGAUACCCAAGAGGAAGAGGAAGAAACGCUGGACAUCUGGUUUGAUAAUGUUGACCCGAUCCUUUUAGAGGAGACGCAAGUAAAGAAGGAGAAACAGGAAAAACAAACCGACAGCCUCAAGAGUAUUGUCAAACCUGCAGGCAACACACUCGUGGAGGAAGAGUCUCCUGAUGGCUCCACCAAAGUCGUGGCCAUGGACUGUGAGAUGGUUGGCGUUGGGAUGAACGGGAAGGACUCCAUCCUGGCGAGAGUGUCCCUUGUGAACCACUUUGGCAAGGUGUUGUACGACAAGUAUGUCAAGCCCACGGAGGAGGUGGUGGACUACCGCACGCCUGUCUCGGGGAUAAGGCCGGCAAACUUGGUGGAUGGCUGUGAGUUCUCGGUUGUCCAAAAAGAAGUUUCCGAGUUGCUUGAGGGACGCAUUCUUGUGGGCCACUCGUUGCGCAAUGAUCUCCGCUCGCUGUUCCUCAGCCACCCUCGCUCCCACAUCAGGGACACAUCUAAAUACAAAGUGUUUACACGUCAGUUUGGAGGAAGGACCCCCAGCCUGAAGAGACUGGCAGAACGAUUACUUGGUGUUCAGAUUCAGCAAGGCGAACACAGCUCUGUUCAAGAUGCUCAGGCAGCCAUGCGCCUGUACACCAUGCACAGGAAGGAGUGGGAAAAGUCUCGCCGUAAUAAGUACAAACUUAAUGCUAAGAGAUCAAACGCUGCCUCAGCUAAAAGAGAGCAGCAAGCGUCACAGGACGCUGAGGGUGAGGCAGUGUAAGUAUGAAUGUCAGUAAAGAAUGUAAUUUUUGUAUGGGUUAGAGGUGUGACGGUAGCCACUUGUUGUAGUGCAGUAGGGUGUGCCGUCAUUCUGCUGAGAGGCUGCUGUAAUCACAGAUUGAGUGGUGAAUGUAGUAGAGGGUUUCAGAGGUGUUAGUAAUCUAUGUAUAUAUUUCCUGUGUAUGUACUUGCUAGCAAGGUAAAGUUUCACCAAGAAAGUAGAAGUAAUCUGUCUCUCAGGAGGUCACUGUAUUCAGUAGGGCUGAGCAGGUACUGGCACCAGCACCCACUUAAUGGUACUGGUGCCAGCAUAAAGCAUCUCAGCACCAAUGCUGCUGAACACUGAGCCAGCAAGUGUAGAGGCAUCGCCAUGGGGCUGCUGCCUGCCAGGCGCUGUCUUAUUGUACCUAAUGUUCAUUCAAUAUUGUAAGUUCCAUUAUUUUAUUGUAUUUAUCAGAAUUAUUACUAAUAUUAUAAAUGUUAUUAUUGUUGAUAAGAUUAUUAUCAACAUUAUUGUUAUUAUUAUUAUCAUCAUCAGUGGUGUGCUUAGGAUGAACUGUUGAGCAGCAGCGGCAGCUCUGGAUUGUGAUCGGUGGUUCUCACUUGUUUGGUAGACGUCGUCUGUUGUGCAGAAUACACAUCACCCAUUUCUGUACAUUUUCUUGAUGAUGUAUUUGUAUAGUCAUGCACAUAUACUUGUGUUACUGUACUUUUUUUCUUCAUAUAUAUCAAAAUUAUCUUUAAAUUCUUUUUACUGUGGAGAAGUCUACAUAGGGUUUUCUUUUCUUCCAAGUUUGAGUUUAUACUUUUUGAUUGAAGUUACAGAAAUAAACAAAUGAGUUACUUAGUUUGUGGAAUCAAUAACAUUUGCUGGCCUGUGUUGAGGCUCCUUGGGUGGCACCAGAUAUUAGCAGCAGCCAAAAAGAGCAGGGACAAAGAAUAAACUGAUUCCACUUGUA
Eriocheir sinensis (Chinese mitten crab) is the source of this 2424-nucleotide messenger RNA. RefSeq names its product RNA exonuclease 4-like. Gene Ontology annotation, cellular component: nucleus. The record is from RefSeq and is a predicted model, not a curated record. Gene Ontology annotation, molecular function: nucleic acid binding; 3'-5' exonuclease activity. The coding region runs from base 243 to 1466 and encodes 407 amino acids. Gene Ontology annotation, biological process: rRNA processing. The transcript has 7 exons. NCBI's taxonomy places the organism in Eukaryota, Metazoa, Arthropoda, Malacostraca, Decapoda, Varunidae.